This is a messenger RNA of Cricetulus griseus (Chinese hamster), 336 nucleotides long. The record is from RefSeq and is a predicted model, not a curated record. NCBI's taxonomy places the organism in Eukaryota, Metazoa, Chordata, Mammalia, Rodentia, Cricetidae.
AUGGCAGAGGAGGAGGGGGGUGUGGAGGAGGGGGAUGUGUUCCUAGCCUUCGCCCAGGGUCCCACUCCUCCUCGGGGCCCCCUGCGGCGUGCUUUGGACAAGAUCUUCCUCACCUUCUUGGUCCUCUUCCUGACACUGCUGAUGCUGGAGGCUGCUUACAAACUGCUGUGGCCCCUGCCAUGGGCGACGUGGUGGGACCAGCUCCUGGAGACACCUGAGGAGGAAGAGGCGCUGGAACUGUAGCAGCUCCCGAUAAGACAUCCUGUCCUUGCUACCGAGGUGAGGACGCCGACUGCAGAGAGGUGGGGUGGGAGGCACAGCUUAGGCCAGCGCUCU